Messenger RNA from Trematomus bernacchii (emerald rockcod), 2376 nucleotides. RefSeq names its product prostaglandin E receptor 4 (subtype EP4) c (gene ptger4c). Gene Ontology annotation, cellular component: plasma membrane. The transcript is spliced from 2 exons. Lineage: Eukaryota; Metazoa; Chordata; Actinopteri; Perciformes; Nototheniidae. The record is from RefSeq and is a predicted model, not a curated record. Gene Ontology annotation, molecular function: prostaglandin E receptor activity. Gene Ontology annotation, biological process: adenylate cyclase-activating G protein-coupled receptor signaling pathway; cellular response to prostaglandin E stimulus; inflammatory response. The coding region runs from base 147 to 1586 and encodes 479 amino acids.
UGCACUGCAUGCUCCGUCUGAAAGAGAAAACUUCAGGAUGUCAUGUUACAGUUAAGGAUUUAUUUUGACUUUAUUUCCAGAGCAAGUUUUCUAAACAACGCGGAAAGUUAAUUUCACUGUACCUCUGUGUAGUGUUGGUUUUAAUAAUGAUCAACGACACACUUGCCUUUGGAGAUUUGGACACGAAUGUUUCUGCGCCUUUGCCUCCUCUCGCUCUCAGCCACAACCAAAGUGCUUUCCCUGCGCUCCGGCUGGAGUCCAAGUCUCUGGUCACUUCAGCCACCAUGUUCGCCGUGGGAGUCCUGGGAAACCUCAUCGCCAUAGUCGUGCUGUGCAUCUCCAAAAAGGAGCAGAAAGAGACCACUUUCUACACUCUGGUGUGCGGGAUGGCCAUCACGGACCUGCUGGGAACAUGCUUCACCAGCCCCGUGGUGAUCGCCACAUAUGUGGCCAACCGCUGGCCGGGAGGAGUGCUACUGUGCCACUUUUUCUCCUUCUCCAUGCUCUUCUUCGGCUCUGCCGGGAUGUCCAUCCUGUGCGCCAUGGCUGUGGAGCGAUACUUGGCCAUAAACCAUGCGUAUUUCUACUCCCAGCACAUAGACCGGACCAUGGCGCGCUUUGCACUCCUGGCCGCCUACCUGGCUAACAUUGUGCUGUGCAUUAUGCCCAGCUUUGGCUUCGGGCAGCACGUCAGGCACUUUCCCGGGACUUGGUGCUUUCUGGACUGGAGGGCGACGGACUCACUCGGAGCAUGCUACUCCUUUCUGUACGGCGGAGUGAUGGUGGUGCUGAUCGCAGUGACACUUUUGUGUAAUUUGGCCGUGUGCAAAUCGCUGGUGGGGAUGAACCAGAGGACCUCUUGUGAGCAGAGGGGGUCACGUCGCCGCUUCCCCCGGCUGCCCUCGGUCACCUCGGCCGCGGAGAUCCAGAUGUUCUGGCUGAUGAUCUUCAUGACCAUCGUGUUCCUGGUCUGCUCCAUCCCUUUAGUGGUGCGGAUCUUCGUGAACCAGCUUUACGACCCUGCCUACAUCUCUGCUGGGGGGAGGCCUGACUACCGGAGCGACCUGCUGGCCAUCCGCUUCGCCUCAUUCAACCCCAUAUUAGACCCCUGGGUGUAUAUUUUGUGCCGGAAGAACCUGCUGCUGAAGGGCUGCGAGAAGCUAAAGAGGACAGUGUCGCACACUAAAGACAUUCGUGGGGACAACAUCGGCUGGGUGGGAGGUCAACACUCCCCUCCGUCUCUAAACAGCGAUGAUACCAGUUACGCGUCAUUACGCACAGCCAGCUUCAGGAACGAUGUGGAAGCACGUGUGUCCAUCAAUCAUAAAUCUUUCACAGACUUCGCCAUGAGACAAGCAUGGGAGUACGACACCGCCCGGGUCAACUUUCACCCGUUCAGCGUGGAGAGCACGGCGAUCCUUGGGUGUGAUGAGGAAGAAGCAACCGGCUCCAAACAGGAAGUGGAGGUCAAGGAGUCUUCACGAGGCAGCGCGACUCCGCCCCUUUCUGCGCACGUGAGAAAGGUGGACAUUGUCACCUGCACGUUUAGCACACCGAGUUCAUGCCAGUCAGCGAAAUGCCUUUGAUGAACACUUGGUAAUUCAACUGCCAAGUGCCAACACCAGUGUAAUGUUCCUAUGUGGGUAGGUGCUUCAUGUGCAUAGCAAACUGGUUCAUUUGAAUUAAACUGUGAGAAAAAUGAUGCUGCCAGUGGAAAAAUCCAGACAAUGAGAUCACUUCAGGAUCUGAAAAAAGUACAAUAGUUGAUGUGCAUUUACAUCUUCUUCAUAUCAACUAAAACAUGUCUUCAGUCAGAAAAGGUCCAGAAAAACACACUGCCUUGUGUCCACAGUGAAACUGGAGAAUAUUUCAGGGGCAAGGUGUCACAGAUGGGAUGGCAUUUUUGGGCUUACUAUGGUCUAUGGGUGCUUACUAUUUUAACUUAACCUAUAGCUAAACUUUUAGCUGAAAAUGAUUCACAGUUUUACAAAUUCUGCUAAAAGUACACUGCCAAUUGUUGCAAUUUCCAAAUAUGGAAAUGUAAACAAUCUAUAAUUAUACCCUAUGGGUAAAAAUGUUCUUACACUCUGAGAGUUUUACACACUAUUAAUCAAUAUGUGCCAUUUGCAAUACAUGUUUAUUCAUUAUGUAUUGUUGUUACACUUGAUUUGACUUUUUUGUAUCGAAAUGCUGCUAAUUUACUCUACCUGUGUUGCAUGAUGAAGAGAAAAUUGAAUGUAGACAUUUUCAAUCUUGUUUUAUAUUGCACAUAAUGUUUUGAUAUCUGCAAAUGUUAACAUGUCACCUUUUAAAAACAAAUAUUGUUGCUGUGAGCUGUAUGACCUGUGGUGUUUGCUGGAUGUGUUGGUGGGUCUG